Molecule: messenger RNA, 1665 nt
Organism: Zychaea mexicana
Lineage: Eukaryota; Fungi; Mucoromycota; Mucoromycetes; Mucorales; Lichtheimiaceae
Exons: 5
Coding region: 1-1665 (554 amino acids)
Source: RefSeq, a predicted model, not a curated record
AUGGGCAAUCAACAAUCCCAAGACGACGUACCAGAAGCAGUCGCUUCUGGUUUGUCACCAAAAGCACGGCGACGAAUAUCAAAAUCGCCAUUCAUUCAAAAUUUCAUUGAGCAGGCCAAUAGAACCAGUAACGCACCGCGCAAUAUGCCCUCACUGACGAGCACUUGGUGCGAAACAUCUAGUCCCACGUAUAGCCAGCGACAGCGAACCUCUGUGAAAAAGGCAUCGCCGCAACAAAAAAAUGGUGCCACCGCUAAAACAGCAACUACUACUAUUACUACUGCUGCUGCUCAGCCCUUGGCAACACAAAAUCCGAAUCAGCAGAUCGUUACCCAGCAGACAACAACCACUCGAAAGCCGUCUGGGAACCCUAAAGCACCGUACUAUAUUGUAAGCACAACCACCUACUACGUCAAGGGACCAUCAAGCCGGCCAAAUAGCAGCGAUGGAGGAGUCUCUCUGUCCGGCCAGGAUCCCAGGCGACUGUCAUCGAUCAGCCACGUUCCCAGCCAAACUUCGUCUUCGAACGCGUCAACAUUUUCGGACAGCGAUGAUAUACUGUAUCGACUACCGAGGGGAAUCGAAUACACUACUGUGGAAGGACGCAAAUUCAUGACUGCACCGGGUUUACCCUACAAAAUGGUGUGCGAUGACGACGAAUCCGAUCGCCUAGUUAUCUUGCAUUUCUUGCUCAAAUACGCGUUUAACGGGAAUGUGGUGGCCCCUAUCAAUGAUAUUUUAACAAAGGGAACAUUAUGCAAUGGUAAAACUAAGCGACCGCAGGUGGUUGAUGUUGGAUGCGGGCCGGGAACUUGGGUGCUGGAGAUGGCAACAGAAUUUCCAAAUACAGAUUUCCAUGGAGUCGAUAUUUGCCCCAUGUUUCCUGGUACCAUCAAACCAAGCAACUCGUUCUUUAGACAGCAGAACAUCCUUGAUGGCCUUCCGUAUCCGGACAACAGCAUUGAUUUCUUACACGUACGCUUGAUGCUUGCAUCGAUGACACAAGAACAAGUGCUUAAAAUGCUGGGAGAAACCAUGCGGGUGCUGAAACCUGGAGCGUAUGUUGAGCUGCGUGAUGUUGAAUACCGCGUCCAGCGACCUGGCCCUGUGACAGAUGCAUUGAUCAAUCAAAAACUGUAUGACAUCUUCGAGAAAUCGUAUGAUAUCAAGCUCGAUCUUGGUCAUCACAUGUCCACUCUGCUUAUGAUGUCUUCCAAGCAAGACGGCUUUGUGGACGUCCAUCAAGAUAAAACUACCAUUCCAAUAGGCUGGGGUGGACAGCUCGGUGAAAUUCAUUCGCAGAACCUUGACAUCUUUUUAAAGUCACUUGAUCCCAAAAUUCGGGAGGCCACCACCACGCAAAGCCAAAUAUCGGAUUGGGAACCCGCAGGAAUGGAGAAUAAAACAACCAUGUUGACGGAUUCGGCCAUCGAACAUAUGAUGCGGGAGUGUGAAAAGUAUCAGUCGCAUAUGAAUUGGUUUGUAUGUUAUGGUCGCAAACCAGCUACCAGUGGUCCUCCAGCUGUUGUUGUUGCUUCUCCUCCUGAAGCAAUUACUAUCACUCCGGCAGUUCCAGCUGUCGGUGUAGAAGCCGCAGCGUCACCUCCCAUUGAGGAAGGUGCAUGGGCAUCGAUCAAUGACUUUGCGGAUGGUUAUGUCGACUAA